ACCAUGAUGCAACGGGAGGAGCUGUCUGGCAGAGAGGAGUUCACCUACGACCGCGUGCCCACUUUGGAGCGAGGGAUUGCGGUGAUAGGACGGCACAUGGAGAGAGGGGAGAAGGGAGAGAGGGAUCGACCGGAGAGGGAUAGCUACACUGUGGAUGUGAGGGCCAGUGACCUGCAGUUAGCCCAGGGAACACCACUACACCCAUGCUUCAGCUACAGAACCUGGCUCUACAGUGUCCUCAUAGGGGGUAGUCUGCUGAUUACAGCUGGAUUCUCUCUUUACUUGGGUAAUGUGUUUCCUGCCGCUAUGGAUUAUCUGAGAUGUGCUGCUGGUUCUAGCAUCCCUGCUGCAGUAGUAAGCUUUGCUAUUGCAAAGAACAGACACAUUGCUGUAUCGGAUUUUCAGGUGGUGUACGUGUCCACCUUCGCCGUGACAACUACCUGUCUUGUGUGGUUUGGCUGUAAACUGGUUAUAAGCCCAUCUGCCAUUAAUAUUAACUUUAACCUUAUCCUACUCAUCCUACUGGAGGUGCUCAUGGCAAGUACUGUCAUACUGUCAGCUCGAUCUGCUGAGGAUUGCUGCAGCCACAGGAAGUCAGUGACAUAUGAUGGGCCUGUGGUUCUGACCCCCCUUACAUUCCCCGCUCGCCUGCUCAAGGCCUAUUCUGUGAUUGAGGUAAUAGUUGGGAUCUCUGCAGUGUUUGGGGGCAUCAUUGCUCUUAACAUGGAUGCCCUGCUCCCUGGUCCCUACUUGUCUGUCACCUUUUUCUGGAUUCUGGUGGCUUGUUUUCCCAGUGCCAUUGCCAGCCACGUGGUGGCAGAAUACCCCAGCAAGUCUCUGGUGGAGGUUUUAAUUGCCAUAAGCAGUGUGACAUCUCCAUUGCUCUUUUCAGCCUCUGGUUACUUGUCUAGCAGUGUGCUGAGUUUUAUUGAAAUCUUUGUACAGGAAGUGACAGUAGCAAAGCAGUCCUAUGACAUCCUCCUGCUGAUUCUCAUGCUGUUGCUGCUGGUGCAGUCAGUUCUGACUCUGGCCACAGUGGUGCACUGUGCCUGCUAUAAGAGUCAGCUUCGUCUGGGAGUCCCGGAAUGGGACGAGAGCCAGAUACAGUCUCCACUCCACUGUGAGCCACAAGCACCCAAUGGCGGCGUACGUGAGUUUGACAAAGACAAGGCCUGGAAAGCAGUCGUAGUCCAAAUGGCCCAGUGA
Chanos chanos (milkfish) is the source of this 1206-nucleotide messenger RNA. It is a transcript of the gene mlc1, whose product is annotated as modulator of VRAC current 1. Gene Ontology annotation, cellular component: plasma membrane; endoplasmic reticulum; cytoplasmic vesicle. The transcript is spliced from 11 exons. The record is from RefSeq and is a predicted model, not a curated record. Gene Ontology annotation, biological process: regulation of response to osmotic stress. Lineage: Eukaryota; Metazoa; Chordata; Actinopteri; Gonorynchiformes; Chanidae. The coding region runs from base 4 to 1206 and encodes 400 amino acids.